UAUGUAAGUAUGGGUGUAUAAAUGUACAGUUAGAUCCAUUUGCUGUAUAUUAUACUGUAUACUAUUCGUUAUACGGUUAAUUUUUGGCCGUGGAGUGGUGUCUAAUAGUACUAGACAUUUCACUUCACAUUUCUGUUUCCAGAAGUUUCUAUAAAAUCUUUUAGGCGAAAUCUCUCACGAAAAUUUUCUUCGUUUCAUCCAUUUCAAGUGUUUGUGUUAUUCUAUUUUCAAUUAUUGAUCGUAAUUUUUUUUACAAAUAGUAUCCAUUUAACUGUUUUUCAAAAUGGCCUUUUUCGGAUCAUUGAUGGGUGAUCUCAACGAUGAUCCUGUUUUUGGGUCUCAUAUGCAAUCUAUGAGGAACAUAAAUGACGUGAUGGCAUCUUUGCUUCAUGAUCCAUUUGGUAUGCUAAGUAAUCCUGGCCACCACCUUACUGCAAAUGGCACCCAUAGGAGCGUGGGUCAUCAGAAUAAUCUUCAGAUAUUACCAUUUGGAUUUCCACCAAUGCCAUCAUUUAAUAUAGGCAAUGUGUUUUCAGACUUUGAUAAUAUGGCGCAGAGUGGAAAUUGUCAUUCAUUUACCUCGAAAUCUGUAAUGACAUUUGCUGGUAAUGGUCAACCGCAGGUGUAUCAAGCAACUAUGUCCACAAGAACUGCUCCUGGUGGUGUGAAAGAAACAAAAACAACAGUCUGUGAUUCUCGUACUGGAACAAAAAAGAUGGCUAUUGAACAUCAUAUUGGAGAUAGAGCACAUAUCUUAGAGAGAGAACAUAAUCUACACAGUGGUGAACAAGAAGAACGUCAAGAAUUUAUUAAUCUUGAUGAAGAAGAAGCAGAGAGUUUUAAUAAUGAAUGGGAGUCACGUGUCCGUCGUUACCAUGGUGGUAAUUCUCAUUAUAGUAGCCAUGGUCAUCAAAAUCGAUCUGAUCAUAGGCAGUUGGCUUUACCUGAUGCAUCAGGAAGUCAAUAUUCUAAUUCCACAAGAUGGGCACCUUCUUCUAGAUGUAGUCUAAGACCACCACCUUCAUUUAGAACAUACAACCCCAUUUCCAAUUUAAGGUGUAUCAAAGGUCUAUAAUUCCAUAUACAGGGUGGUUGGUAACUGGUGGUACAAGCGGAAAGGGGGUGAUUCUACGCGAUAAAAGAAGUCGAAAAUAUAUAUUGGAGAAGAAUCAGAAAUAGGGUUGUGGGCGUUUGAUAAAUCUUCAUUGGGCUUAGCUAUCGUCAGGGUACAACCAAGGUACGGGUUAUUAACACGAGUAUGGAUACUACAGACUUGACAAUCAAUCGCAGCGAUUAGGAACUCGCGACACUAGUGAUAGUGGUCUUAGGUUCGAUAACGAAUCCUCGGUCAAUGGGAUGAUAGAUAUCCUUGCUCACAAAAUCUAACUCAAACGUGUAAUACUCGCAGAUCGUACGACGCUACUCUCUUCGUCGAUGAGAUCACAAGAAAGAAUGAAUUUUCGUCCCAAUGAUGCCACAGAGGAAAACUAUGAUGGGGUGUGUCCAAAGACACAAGAUCAUCGGAUUCGUCGAGUAUAACCCUCGUUCCGAAAGUAAGGGAAAUUGACGUCGCUGUCAAUUGGUCAAUUUGAGAUAAAGACUGCCUGUCCGUUUGAAGAACCUUAAUUACCAAAAAAACCCAGGUUUCAUAGCGGGUCCUCAGGCUAACUGAACUUGUACUGUGUAAGUGCCUCAAUAUCUGGUAUUCAUUGUCCGAAGGAACCGUUGGAAUGUUUUACUGUCAGGUACCUCUAUGGGUAUUUCUUUUAACGAGGGUCAUACUAUCACUCCACACCUUUGUUAGACGAAGCGCCUGUCCCGUUGACCGCGGCUACGUUCGGCGACUAAUGAUCGCCUUAAGCCCAAGUUUAUUAUCACAAAUCGCAAACAAAUGCAGUUGGACAGAAUGACGGCAAAUUGUUUAAUUACAACUGUAAACUUUAAUUACAAUUUUACGGAUUUUCCCGAAGUUCCAGAGGGAAAGCUCCGGUGUCCUUUCAUCUCUGACAUAUAGAAUAAAAAUUUUUCGUUUGAGGUUUUGUUUUCGAGAAAAUCGAAUCACCCCCUUUCCGCUUGUACCACCAGUUACCAACCACCCUGUAUAUUCAAAUACACAAGUAAUUAAGUAAUGUAUGUAUUAAUAUUAUUAUGGUACAUAAACAAUUGGUUUUAUGCUCAUACCUUAAAGCUAGUGUCCAUUUAUUUAGAAUAAAUGUCUAUGUAUU
Bombus huntii is the source of this 2225-nucleotide messenger RNA. RefSeq names its product myeloid leukemia factor (gene Mlf). Gene Ontology annotation, cellular component: cytoplasm; nucleus. Gene Ontology annotation, biological process: regulation of DNA-templated transcription. The record is from RefSeq and is a predicted model, not a curated record. Bases 284 to 1075 code for a protein of 263 amino acids. NCBI's taxonomy places the organism in Eukaryota, Metazoa, Arthropoda, Insecta, Hymenoptera, Apidae. The transcript has 6 exons.